UAUAGAAAAUCUACAAGUUUUGAUGCUUUAGUUGGUAUUCCACACUCGACCUAGAAGUUAAACCAACUUAGCUUGGCAUCGAUCAAAUUCAAUCGUCCAUUGAAUUUGAUACGAUCGGUCGCGUCUUCUCCUUUCCGAUCCUCACAGUACCGUCCGCAAGGAUUAACCACGCACACCGCCUAGGAUUACCUACGCACCCGGGAUUACCGCAACUGCCGUUUGUAGCAGUCCGAAAGUGUACACCAUGAGAAGUGCACUGUUCGUCUUGGCGCUUUGCGUUGUGGCUGUGGCCACCGCAUCGGCCGAUACCCAUGAGCGCAAAACUCGUGCCGCCGAGGGAUACUUCUACCCCCCGCCCGAUGUUCCAUUCGAUCUGCCCGUCCGCACCACCCAGCCGCCCACAAGGCCGCCAACGCGCCCUCCCACUAGGCCACCCACCAGGCCACCCACUAGGCCUCCCACGCCACCACCAACCUACCUGCCGCCCACCAACAAGCCACUGCCACCAGUGACCACCCGUCUUCCUCCUCCACCACCACCACCAAGGACUCCUCCCCCAACGAGGCCCCCAACUAGGCCACCAACCACUCGUCCUCCGGCAACCUACCUGCCACCCACCAACAAGCCACUGCCACCAGUGACCACCCGUCUGCCUCCUCCACCACCACCACCAAGGACUCCUCCCCCAACGAGGCCCCCAACUAGGCCACCAACCACUCGUCCUCCAGCAACCUAUCUGCCACCCACCAACAAGCCACUGCCACCAGUGACCACCCGUCUGCCUCCUCCACCACCACCACCAAGGACUCCUCCCCCAACGAGGCCCCCAACUAGGCCACCAACCACUCGUCCUCCAGCAACCUAUCUGCCACCCACCAACAAGCCACUGCCACCAGUGACCACUCGUCGUCCAACACCACCACCAACGAGGCCACCACCACCACCAACCCGUGCGUCGACUCCGGCACCAACUUACCUGCCACCCACCAACAAGCCUCUGCCACCAGUCACCGUGCGCACCACUGUUCGCACCACUCCUCGUCCAACUCUGCCUCCUACCAGGCCACCAACUCGUCCACCGACUCGCCCACCAACCACUUACCUGCCACCCCCAACUGUGCGCACCACCCGCCCUCCUCCACCACCCACUCGUCCCCCAACUAGGCCACCAACCACCUACUUGCCUCCCGUUACCGUGCGUACCACCCGUGCCACCCCACCACCAACUCGCCCACCAACCCGGCCACCAACCUACCCACCGACCACUCGUCGUCUGACCACUCCGGCUCCUACUUACUUGCCACCCACUAACAAGCCACUGCCACCAGUCACCGUGCGCACCACUGUUCGCACCACUCCUCGUCCAACUCUGCCUCCUACCAGGCCACCAACUCGUCCACCGACUCGCCCACCAACCACUUACCUGCCACCCCCAACUGUGCGCACCACCCGCCCUCCUCCACCACCCACUCGUCCCCCAACUAGGCCACCAACCACCUACUUGCCUCCCGUUACCGUGCGCACCACCCGUGCUACCCCACCACCAACUCGUCCCCCAACUCGCCCCCCAACCCGUCCUCCAACUAGGCCACCACCACCACCAACCCGUGCAUCCACUCCCGCUCCUACCUACUUGCCACCCACCAACAAGCCUCUGCCACCAGUCACCGUGCGCACCACUGUUCGCACCACUCCUCGUCCAACUCUGCCUCCUACCAGGCCACCAACUCGUCCACCAACUCGCCCACCAACCACUUACCUGCCACCCCCAACUGUGCGCACCACCCGUCCUCCUCCACCACCCACUCGUCCCCCAACUAGGCCACCAACCACCUACUUGCCUCCCGUUACCGUGCGCACUACCCGUGCCACCCCACCACCAACUCGCCCACCAACCCGGCCACCAACCUACCCACCGACCACUCGUCGUCUGACCACCCCGGCUCCUACUUACUUGCCACCCACCAACAAGCCUCUGCCCCCAGUCACCGUUCGCACCACCGUUCGUACCACUCCUCGUCCCACUCUCCCUCCCACGAGGCCCCCGACUAGGCCACCAACCACCUACCUGCCUCCCCCAACUGUGCGCACCACCCGUGCCACCCCACCACCAACUCGUCCUCCAACCAGGCCACCAACCUACCCACCCACCACUCGUCGUUUGACCACCCCGGCUCCUACUUACCUGCCACCCACCAACAAGCCUCUGCCACCGGUCACCGUGCGCACCACUGUUCGUACCACUCCUCGGCCAACUCUGCCACCCACGAGGCCCCCAACCCGUCCACCAACCCGCCCACCAACCACCUAUCUGCCACCCCCAACUGUGCGCACCACCCGCCCUCCUCCACCACCCACUCGUCCACCAACCCGUCCCCCAACCACCUACCUGCCCCCCGUCACUGUUGUGCGCACCACCCGCCCUCCUCCACCACCCACCCGUAGGACCACCGUCUACGUGCCACCACCAACCGUGCGCACCACCGUGUACGUGCCACCCCCGACUCAGCGCACCACAGUCUACGUCCCACCCGCACCCACCAAGCACCAGGGCUACCAAUACCCCGUGCCCAGCAUCCCCUUCAACUUCUAGAUCUAGAGAUCCAGAUGUGAUUAGGGAUAGGGCCAUCGUCUAGGGCUAGAUUGAUCUAGUCAAUUCUCGUACAGUCUAACUUUACACGAUCCGGCGCCAGCGGUGCUAGAGGGCGCCACUGGUGCGCCUGCAAGGACGACACUUGUUUGUUUUUAUUUUAUUUUUGUAAUUAAUGAAUCGCAUACUCAUACAGCUAGGGAUCAUUGUAAAUGAGUGCCCCAAUUGUACAGCUAACAGUCUAUCCAACUCUUGCUAUGUUCUACCACUACUCUACGAUCGAUGGGCGGCCGUCGUCUGUGACGGACGCCAGCUCAAGACUAUAUAGCUCUAUAUUACGAUUAAAUAAACUUUUAAUUCGGAUCGCUGAAACCUGAACAAUAAAAUAAGUUUUUCGAAUA
Messenger RNA from Drosophila simulans, 2991 nucleotides. Its product is annotated as proline-rich extensin-like protein EPR1. The coding region runs from base 245 to 2593 and encodes 782 amino acids. The record is from RefSeq and is a predicted model, not a curated record. Lineage: Eukaryota; Metazoa; Arthropoda; Insecta; Diptera; Drosophilidae. The transcript has 3 exons.